UGGAAAUAUACUUCUUACGGAUAGUUUUAUUAGAGAUAUUUAUAUAACCGAUAUGGGAUUAUGUAUACUUGCAAAUUACAAUGCGUCAGAAAUUACAAAAGAAAAAGUAUAUGGUGUUUUAUCUUAUAUAGCUCCUGAAAUUUUAAGAGGACAUAAUUAUACUGAAGCUUCCGAUAUUUAUAGUUUUGGUAUAAUUAUGUACGAAAUGAUUUCUGGAUUACCUCCAUAUCAUGAUCUAAGCCAUGAUAAUAACUUAGCAAUAAAAAUUUGUCAAGGAUAUAGACCAAAGUUUAAUAUUAAAGUGCCUCAACUUAUCGUCCAUUUAAUUAAAAGAUGUUUAGAUGCAAAUCCAUUAAAUCGACCAACAGCAACGGAAAUUAAAAAAAUUUUAAUGCAAUGGUGGGUUGGGUUUAAUAAUCAAACGGAAUUACAAGAUCAAAUUAGAGAAGCUGAUGAAAUCAAUAAGAAAUUAUCAACUAAUAGAAUACCCUCAACUAGUUUAGAAUUAUCAUAUAAAACACAUUCAGAAGCUAUUUAUACAAGUAGAUUACUUGAUUUUGAAAAUCUUCCUGAACCAAAAAAUUCAGAUGAUUAUUAUGAACAUUACGAUAAUAUAGUAUCUAUGGAAUAUUUAGAAUCUCAACAAAUUGAUAUUUCUCAAUUGAAAUUUAACAAAGAUGAGAUUUUAAAUAACGAAUUUAAAGGUGGAGAUAAUAUAUAAAAUUUUUUAUAAUAAGUUAUAAAAGAAUAUAUUGUUACUAC
Messenger RNA from Rhizophagus irregularis DAOM 181602=DAOM 197198, 762 nucleotides. RefSeq lists its product as uncharacterized. The record is from RefSeq and is a predicted model, not a curated record. NCBI's taxonomy places the organism in Eukaryota, Fungi, Glomeromycota, Glomeromycetes, Glomerales, Glomeraceae.